AAAUGAAGAUGAUUCAGAGGAUCCGACUAUGGACGAUUUCAGAAACCUCUUGAAUGAUAACAAUGAGCUGAUUGAAGAAAGUCAAGUGCCGUUUACGCCAACACCGCAAAGCACUCGAGAUUCAGCUUCUGUCCAACCUCAAGCUCAAUGUUCUUCCUCAUCACUCAAACGCUCAAGAUCCCAAACACCCUGGGACCCACUGAGUCAAUCAUCCUUCAGCAAGCGUGGCCGAACUUCUGGUUCGGCUUCGUCGAUCCAGGGUCUAUUUGAAGACCACAACUUUGAUUCUUCGUCUGCUCAAGCCGUCAAAUUGACGGAAUCGAUUGAACACACUGCUUUUGCCAAGCAUGGUCAAAGCAUGGAAAGGUUGGCCAAAGUCGCGGAAAAAAUGGGUACCUCAAUUUAUGGACAACAACCGACUCAAACCAUCUUUACUCCGGAAGAAGUCAAAAAAAAAUCUAAAAUAGAACUUGAUUUAGCCAAUCUCAACUUAAGUAGUGCCAAAUUUGAUUUAGAUUCAAAGAAGGAGAAGCAUUUGCUGGAGAUGCAACAAAUGAAAGCGGAAUUAGAACAUCAACAAGUAGCUAAAAACGCUCAAUUGAUCAGCUCUUUGAUGAAAGAUCACAAUCUCAGCCUCCAAGAUGCAAUGCUCGCAGCUCAACAAGCGCAAGCUAUGAUGCAAUCAACUGCCAGUUCAAGUGAAUGAUCACCGGAUUGCUAAAUUCAUAAUUCCACUGUAAAAGUCCUGAUUGUUGUUUAUU
Molecule: messenger RNA, 761 nt
Organism: Melampsora larici-populina 98AG31
Lineage: Eukaryota; Fungi; Basidiomycota; Pucciniomycetes; Pucciniales; Melampsoraceae
Exons: 2
Source: RefSeq, a predicted model, not a curated record